Tupaia belangeri chinensis (Chinese tree shrew) is the source of this 791-nucleotide messenger RNA. RefSeq names its product dihydrofolate reductase. The transcript is spliced from 2 exons. Gene Ontology annotation, cellular component: mitochondrion. Gene Ontology annotation, molecular function: NADP binding; dihydrofolate reductase activity. Bases 1 to 615 code for a protein of 204 amino acids. Lineage: Eukaryota; Metazoa; Chordata; Mammalia; Scandentia; Tupaiidae. Gene Ontology annotation, biological process: folic acid metabolic process; dihydrofolate metabolic process; tetrahydrofolate biosynthetic process. The record is from RefSeq and is a predicted model, not a curated record.
AUGUCCAUCAACAGUUGGAGAGCGAGCUCGGAGCUGCUUCCCGCUGCUGUCACGGUUCGUCCGCUAGACUGCAUCGUCGCUGUGUCCCAGAACAUGGGCAUCGGCAAGAACGGGGACUUGCCCUGGCCUCUGCUCAGGAAUGAAUUUAAGUAUUUCCAGAGAAUGACCAUAACUUCUUCAGUAGAAGGUAAACAAAAUAUCGUGAUUAUGGGUAGGAAGACCUGGUUUUCCAUUCCUGAAAAGAAUCGGCCUUUAAAAGACAGAAUUAAUUUUGUUUUCAGUAGAGAACUCAAGGAACCUCCACGAGGAGCUCACUUUCUUGCCAAGAGUCUGGAUGAUGCCCUAAAACUUAUUGAGCAACCAGAAUUAGUUAAUCAAGUGGACAUGGUUUGGAUAGUGGGAGGUUGUUCUGUUUAUAAGAAAGCCAUGAACCAGCCAGGCCAUCUUACACUGUUCGUGACAAGGAUCAUGCAGGAUUUUGAAAGUGAUACCUUUUUUCCAGAAAUUGAUUUGGAGAAAUAUAAACUUCUCCCAGAAUACCCAGGUGUUCUUUCUGAUAUCCAGGAGGAGAAAGGCAUUAAGGAUAAGUCUGAAGUGUAUGAAAAGAACGACUGAUGGGAAUGUGUUUUCAAGCUGUUUCCCCUCCUCUGAAAAAGUGUAUAUUUUUAUAUAAGAAAAAAAGGCUUUUGUUGACUUCAGAUCUAGGGAUAAUAAUUUCUAAGCAGUAUGCUUUUAUUCCCAUUAAUGUUAAAUAGACUAUAUCAGAUACCACUUGUGCCAUAACUGUCACA